Molecule: messenger RNA, 507 nt
Organism: Cucurbitaria berberidis CBS 394.84
Lineage: Eukaryota; Fungi; Ascomycota; Dothideomycetes; Pleosporales; Cucurbitariaceae
Exons: 1
Source: RefSeq, a predicted model, not a curated record
GACUUCACCGCCGUCAAUCUUGAGCGGCCGCUGGGCGGAAUGCUUCUGUACAGCCCUUGGGCCGGCUUCAGCACAGACUACCCAAGCUUCAACAAUGAGGCAUUGGACAUGAUGUCGCCGAUUUGUCUCCGUAAAUGGUCCGCUAUGUUUCUCGACAAGGCCCAUCCCGCCGAUCCAGAAGCGGACCCGGGGCCAGUCUCAGGCGAUGCUUGGACUGAACCUUGUCUGAACCCUGCAUCUUGGUGGAGCGGGUCGCAUCAGGUUGUCAAUGGUAUCUUUAUCUCAUAUCGCAGUUACGAGGUGCUCGCGGAUUCCAUCAAAGAGUUGGAACAAGAGCUGAAGAGAGGCUGGGUAGAAGGUGGUGGCGAUGCGAAUCAAGUGACGUUUGUUGGUGCGCCCAAAGAGGCUCAUAUUGGCCCAAUCCAGGAUAUAAUGACACCUGGUAAAUCCAGUCAUAAGAGCGAGACCCAAGUCGCUAUCGAAGCGUGGUAUAAGGCACGUCUGCAA